Drosophila takahashii is the source of this 2541-nucleotide messenger RNA. The record is from RefSeq and is a predicted model, not a curated record. Lineage: Eukaryota; Metazoa; Arthropoda; Insecta; Diptera; Drosophilidae.
AUGGACACAGUGGUGGUCUAUAUCGAUCCGCAGGCCCAGCUGGAAGCAGCUCUGGCCAGUAAAGACAUUAGGCAAUUUCUCGCCGCCCUGAUAAGAGGUGCUAGAGCUGAUUUACAGGGAGGUCGUGGGAUGAACAUAUACGAAAAGGCACUGUCAACACCAGGCUGCCAGGAAUUUAUAAAAGCAUGCAUCACACAUGGCUGCCAGGUCAAUUAUGUAAGUAGUGCACCCAGGUGCAAUGAGAAGCUACUCAAGCCCGCCAUCAGCUAUGCCGCCGACUCAAUGGAUUCCGGAAAUCUGGCUGCGCUACUUCUCGAACGUUCUGGUGAUACGGUCCAGGUGGAUAGAAAAUACGCUCAUGUCACUCCACUAAACUCGCUGGCCAGCCAACUGACGGAGGAUAAUGCAUUUGAAGUGCUAAACUGCAUGCGAAUUCUGCUGAAAUACGGCGCUUCUACGAACUCCGUAAACCAGAAUGGUUUCACGCCCCUGCACCACAUUCUUUUAAACAUUGAAAUCGACCACUACCACGGGGGAAGUGUGCGCCGACUACUGCAGGCUGAGUUCCCGGAACUUCCACUGCCAAGAAGGAUCGAGCCCUUUUUCGUUUUUGGUGAACUUCACACAAUUAAGGUAAAGAGGGACGAGGCUUGGUUUGUGCAGCUUAUCGCCCAGCACGGUUCGUUCAAAGACAUGGAGGAAGAGCAAAAAAGAGAAUAUAUGGAGCUUCUACAAUAUUGUAUCCUUAGGGACUGGCAGGAAGCUUUCAAAGCCAUGCUGGCUACUGACGCCAAAUGGGACAUCAACUGUACCUUAUAUUGCCCCAAAAAAAAUACUCUCGUUGAAUGGGCCGUAAGGUGCGGUAACUGGCGGGCGUUGGAACACCUCCUCAAAUGGCCAGACCUACGAUUGGACGGUCUUGGAAUACUGAACAAGUCUAUCGAUACACUAGAGUUGAAACCCAUCCGUGACUUCGACUAUCACCGCUGUUUUUCGUUGCUUUUAAACUCAGAAUUCGCUAACGUUAACGAGACCACUCCCGAUUAUUCCGCACCGCUUGCCUAUGCGAUGAAAGUACGCAACACGGUGGCGAUGCAGAAACUCCUGGAGUAUGGCGCCUACAUUGGCUCUCAGAGAGCCUCUGAAAGGCCUCCCAUCGAGGACAUGCCACCCGAGGUGCUCGAGGAUCAUUUUGAUUCUUCCAUCAAGGCAAACAAAAAAAAUCGCGGUGACAAAGACUUUGAGAUCAUUAUCAGAAACCAUAGCCUGAUACCUAUCGAUGCUCUGGUUCACGACGAAAUGUCCCCCAUCAUUUUCAUGGCCCAGUCGGAGGAGUUGCGCCACCUGCUGCAGCAUCCACUUAUCUCCAUAUUUCUCUACCUAAAAUGGCGGCGAAUUCGCGAGGUGUUCUACCUAAAUCUAGUGCUCUACUCGUUAUUCACAAUUUGCAUUAUCACCUAUACACUUCUUAAAUUGUACGGGAGCGAAAACAUUUUGGGUCUCACGAUAACAUUACGAGUGUGUUCCUGUGUGGGGACUGGCUGUCUAAUCCUUCGGGAGACUGUUCAGUUCAUGAUUGCUCCUGCUCGGUACUUGAAGUCCCUAACAAAUGUCUUGGAGUGGAUUAUUAUAGUAUUAUCCAUCCUCACCUGCAUUGAAUUAGGAUUCAUCGAGAAGACGCAUCGCAUUUUGGCCGCCUUUACCAUCCUUCUAGUUUCCAUAGAGUUCUGCUUGCUUGUUGGAUCUCUGCCAGUUUUGGCCAUUUCGACGCAUAUACUCAUGUUGCGCGAGGUUUGCAUCAGCUUCGUGAAGAGCUUUUCCCUUUAUUCCAUCUUCGUAGUGACCUUCAGUCUGUGUUUCUUUAUUCUCUUUGGGAAGGAGAAAGAUAAGGAUGAAAGUAUUCCCUUUGACUUCUCAAAGCCUUUUGUGGCCCUAAUCAAGACCAUUGUUAUGAUGACGGGCGAACUGAAUUCCGGGGACCUAGACUUUACUAGCAUUUUUACAUACUUGUUCUUCCUGCUCUUCGUGAUGUUCAUUACGAUCGUGUUACUCAAUCUGCUGAACGGUCUGGCCGUGAAUGAUACCCAGAAUAUCAAGCAGCAGGCGGAACUUAACGGUGUAAUUUGCCGGGCCUACUUGGUCAGUCGGUACGAAGGGUUGCUAAAAGGUGGAGGACGCGAAGAACCCAUCUUCAAGGGCACCAAGGUCAUGCGGAUCAUCUGCCAGUGGUUGCACUUGUACCCCAAGUACGUGAGUCCUCGCCAUGUUGUUAUUAGGCCGAAUGAUAACAACCAGGUGCUCACAUUUGGACGCAAUAUCCAUGAGAAAAGGGCUCUGGAGCCACAGCCAUGGUGCUUUUCCUUUUUCAACAAAAACUCAUCCCGCAUCCCCAGCGAGAUGGUCAAGAUGGCGAUGAAGGCGAUGGAAACAGCAGAGCAAAGGCAAAAGCUAAAAAAGAUCAAAGAACGUCGGGAAAAACUCAUCGAGGACAAGCUGACAAAUAUGGCCAAAAUGCUGAAGGAGCUCCAGGAGCGGAAAUGA